Messenger RNA from Amphibalanus amphitrite, 11077 nucleotides. Its product is annotated as nucleoprotein TPR-like. The record is from RefSeq and is a predicted model, not a curated record. The transcript has 4 exons. The coding region runs from base 1400 to 9943 and encodes 2847 amino acids. Lineage: Eukaryota; Metazoa; Arthropoda; Thecostraca; Balanomorpha; Balanidae.
UCUAUUCGGCGGCCGCAGCGGCCGUGUCGAUGGUCCGCGCCGACUGGCACUAACCCGUUAGAGGGCUGGCUCAUGCAGCGACAGCGCUAUGAAUUGGCUUGGUGUGCUCUCUCCGUUAUGGCACGCCCACUCGCACCUGGUGUAGGCGGCUGGGGCGCGGCGCCUUCCUACUAACUGUCGUGCCUGCCUAGACGAUGGCCUGCUCAUGCAGAGCCGGCAAUCUGGACGGUCACCGGAAUGGCUUGGCAGUCUCGUCUGUCGGCUCAGUCGUACGAUGGAGUUUCAUUGCUUCGGCGAUGAAGCUCCAUCGGUGAAGCACCCACCAAUUGCAUGCUCAAUCAUGACACUUGACCUUUGAGGUCGCUCCGCAUUUUUUUUUUUCAGGUGACUGGGUGCUUCUUCCUCCGCGCUAACGCCGCCUUGUUCCAGGAUUUAUGUAAUGCUGUCUUUGGCAGCAACUGUGUGAUCGUCUGUGUGAUUGAGUAAACGUUUGAAUGAGUGGGUCCUUUGUCCUUCUUCCUUCACAUUUGUCCCUCUUGAUGGUGUAUUAACAACAUUUUCAGCUCGUUCAUAUGAGUAUGUGAUUUACUUUGUGGAAACAGUAGCAAUGCAGUUAGCGCAAAGUAUGUAGGAAGUGAGGAGGUUGCUUCCGUAAGCAGUAUCUAACUCGUAUUUGUCUACUAACUUUAUAGAUUAUGCAAGUCCGAGAGCGGAACCUCUCGAUCCUUCACUACAAACACCUUUUCCUGAAUCCACGUCAAUACGAAACAUACGAUCGACUUAUGACGAACGCACGACAGCCACCACCACUGUGACAACGCGAGUUGCAGAGCAGGUGAUAGAGAGCAGUGGCAUCCAAGAGACUCUUGAGAGUUACUCAGAUCGCCGCAGUUUCUGGGAGGACGUCAGCCGUCGUUCGCAGGACACAGAUUCGCAAGAGGGGCCCUCCCCUCGCUCCAAAGAACAAAAACCACGACGACGUGACAGCCAGGACAGCAAGGACGAGGAUGACACCGAGCCUCGAUCGGACCCGCCGUCAUCUGGCGGCGAUGACGGAGCUGACGGCGGUGGCGGCCGGGGACUCGUCAACGUGGCAUUUCUGGGAGAACAGGAAGUGGACCGGAUCGACAGCAGUCUGCCGCGGGCGCCCAGCCCGUAUGAGGUGCCGCGAGAAGAUGAGGCUGAAGACGUCUCUGCCGCUGAUGUCGCCACUAAGCGCCAUUUGUUCGAGCAGGAGAUUCAGCGUGAGACGCAGGCAGCGCGAAGGCCGUUCAUCGCCCGUAGAAGUCGGGAUGACUCGAGUCAGGCUACAGAUGACGACCAGCAGACGCUUAGCAUAGAUGAGGCCGUCCCACCUAUUGCCGAGAAAUACGAACACGAAACUGAUGCGGUGACGACGAUGAGUGAUGUCAUCGAGCCUCUGGGAACAUCUUCCAAAUAUGAGGCAGCAGAAACAGAAAAGGGCUCCUCAAGGGAGGUUGAAGAAGCUACCCAUGCUAUCGUUGAAAAGCGAAUGCGCACUGACAUUGUAAUGGAGGAGAUGGGUCAAAGUCUGGAAAGUCAGAGCCCGGAGAGAAAGCGGCUUCUUACCCCAGAGGAGGAAUUAGCUCGACAGCAGGAACUUGCUGCGUCCGCCGUCGUAGUGUCUGAGUCACAAGCUGCUGACGAAGAAGACCCUGAGGCAUAUGAAGCUAAAGAGUUUUGCACGGAAGAAUACUCUGAAGCGGAGUGUGCUGAGGAGGAGGAGGCCGAACGCAAGAUGCUGGCUGAGGAUGACGAAGAGCGACAGAAAAUACAGGAGGAUGAGGUGCGGUCGGAAACGCAGCCGAAUAUUCUGGAUGAGAUCGAAACCAAAUCGUUCGUUUCAGAUACUCAGAACGACAUUCUUGAUGUUACUGAGGAGCAUGCCCCGGAGUCGGAAGUGCUGGACUAUCAAGAACCGUCCAUACGCGAGCCAGACGAAGAGCAGGGGCAUCGUGAACACCGUGUUUCCGAAACCGAACACAAGUACAUCUCUGAACAUCUGGAUCGUAUCGAUGACGUGGAUGAUGUUCUGGAAGCUGAGGCAGCCGCAAGUCCGAUGGAUGAUGAUGAACUGAGAGGAGUUCAUCAGCAAGUUCUUAGAAGUCCCCAACAGGAGCAUUACACUGACGAGCCAUCGUCUAGCGCUGACGAAUCGCCCAAGUCUCGGGAUGUCGACGUUCCGGACGUCACACAGUCGGGGCAGCGGAUGGAGCUGGAGCUUCUGGCUCCGUCUGCUCCUGACUUAGAGUACGUCUCGCCGUCUGAGCCAACGCACUCGCUACCGCAGUCCUACCGACUGCAGAGUGAAGCGUCCGACUCCAGAUUCCAGCCUGAUUCAGGCUUCCAUGGCGAUGAGCAGGGUGCCACCGAAGCUGCAAGUGACGAUCAUGCCGUGAUGCUGUCUCCUGAGUGCCGAGAAGCUGCUGAAGAUACUGAGGCGGCACCCUCCUCCGGAACAUUUGAGUCAUAUGCUUAUAAGCCAUCGACUGAACCAGAACAUCUCGAGCAUGAAGAAGAGCAUUAUGAACCAGGGCCUAUGACUCAAGAGGUGACACACUUGAAAGACGACGAUGAGUCAAACUCUCAAAGGAUCCUGGUUGAGGAGGAAAAGAAACUGCUUAAAGAGGGAAUGGAGCUAAUUGGCGAGGAAAUUAAUCUUUUGGAAGAAACUGAGAAACGGUUGGAAGAAGAGAAGGAACAUAUUGAAGAGGAAAUGGAACACAUCUAUGAAGAAAGGAGACAUGUCGAAGAGGAGAAAAGACAUCUCAAAGAAGUGAAAGAACAAAUGGACGAGGAUAAACAGCACGUCGACCAGGAAAAACUGUUGAUGACUGAACAGAAGGAACUGAUCAAAGAGGGAAUGGAAAUGAUGGAAGAAGAAAUUGGGUAUAUGGAGGAGCAGAAAGAAUUGCUUCAGAAAGAGCGCGAAUACUUGUUUCACGAAGAGGAGCACGUUCAUGAAGAAAAGGAGCACAUAGAAAGACAGAGAGAAACACUGACUCAUAUGAAGGAUGAAAUAGAACACGAGAAACUGCACAUUGAGGAGGAAAAGAUGCACAUAGAAGAAGAAAAGGAGCAUCUCAGAGAAGCGAAAGAGCAUCUGGAAGAAGAAAGGAGUCAUUUGAUGCAUGAGCUCGAAGAACAUGACCCGCAUCGUGGCAGUGUCGAAGUAGAUCCGGCUGCGGCUCGAAAGUCGUUGGAUAUGACGGUGCGGGUUAGACCGUUAGAUGCGCUGUCGCCCGAAACACCGGCGGCAGCUGCCACUCUGCCCUCACCCAUCCACGUAUCGACAGAGACGUUCGCCCAGCCUGUUUGGGAGGCGGCGCUGGAUCACGCCGAGCAGGAGGACACUGAGAUGGUUCACGACAUUCCCAUUGAACGGCAAACUGUUUUGGAGCGAGAGGAAGAGGGGUCUUCCAGCAGCGUUGGGGACUCGAGCGUGCGAGAGCACACGGAUGAAGCGGAGGGCUUUGAGGAACAGACAAGAACACAGGCGAAUGGUGGAGCUGCUGGCGUGCCUCAGUCAAUGUCAUUUGAGGAUGCCCAGCGAUUGGCGGUGGAAAUCGUGUCGGACAUCAAGAGCCGGCUGUCGGAGCACCCUGAGCUGGUCACUGGCGAGGAGUCGGUGACGGGCACCAUGACCGCUGUCGAGCCGGCGCGCCAGGACUCCGACGCACGCCUGCAAGACUCAAUGUCGUCCGAUAAGGUGACCACAGACUCGUCGGAGCUGUCUCGGCUCUCCGACGAGCAGCCGCCUGUGCUGAUGGGCGAUGAACGGCGCCAGCUGGAGGCGGAGGCUGCCGCAGAAUGUAAGCAGCCCGACGACGACAACGUUGAGGGCACUGAUGAUCUGGAAAGUCUUCCCCGACCGGCCCCAGACUCCGUGUUCACAUCAGAGACACACUCCAAAGUGGACGAAUACCUACGUCAGCUGACUGAGGAGGGCAGUCAUGAUGACGAACACUGUACCAUGGUGCAGCAAGUGGUAGAACGUAAGGCAGCAGAUCUAUCUCGGCGACGCCAUGUCAACCUAGAAAGCCUCGAGAUCACCGAUGAGGACCUUCGCGAGAGUGGUAAUGACCUCUCGCCGUUGGAAAGUCACAUGGAGAGGCUGCGUCAAAUGUCGGUGGUCGCCCUAGACCAGACUGAAUUGGAAGAGUUGCGUGGUGAAAGUGACCUCCCGUCAUCCGGCCACGAAGUCACCGAGCUCACUGAGAAGACGUCGACGGAUGGCUCCACCACCGAACGGAGGCAGAGAGUCAUCAGCAGCGGGGAUUUCGAAGAAGGGGUAUCCGGUGAAAGGACUAUUUUUACCACCACAGUAGUUCGGUCAGAGGAGGACGACGACAUACACGGGAGUGUCACAGGGGAGGCGGCUCAUCAAGCAGAGGUGGAGACUCAGACGCAAAGACAAAGUAGACAAGAAUCGCUUGAGCCAGAUGUCUUUGAGGCUUCGGAAAAGGGUGCUGGUUCAGUUUCUUUUGCUGAUGAGCAAUCAUCGAAAUUGGCCACCGAGUUUUACCGAACCACGUCAACGUCCAGAGAAUCUGAAUCAACUUUUACCAAGUCAUUUGACGAACAACAAGAGCUGUUGUCCCGUUCCUCCGAAGAAGCAUCUGAAUUGAUCAGCAAGUCGGCGGAUGACACCUUCGAGAAGGGAACAGCGGAGACCGCCGAAAAGCUGCGCACUUCUAUCACUCGCUCUUCGGAAGAGAGUUUUAGUAAGUCGACGGAAGAACGCUCUGAGAAUCUGACUCGUUCCUCGGGGGAAGCAUCUGAGGCGAUUACUCGUUCAACAGAGGAGACGUUUGAAGCAGCUGUGAAGGCCACCGACGAAGCCACCGAAAAACUCAUCAGAACAGCAGGACUUCUGUCUCGCUCGGCUGAAACGCGUCUUUUAGACGAACAAUCCGAAACUACCACUAGGUCUUCAUGCGAAACCUCCGAGGCUGUGUCACGAUCUACUGAACUGUUUGACAUGUCACUGAAGAUGUCAGAUGGGAAGUCGGAAAAGCAUCUCAAAACCUCUGCUGAUGUUUCUGAAACGUUCGGACGCUCUCUAGAGGAAGUUUCCGAAGAGAUUAGUCGCUCAACCGAGGAAACGUCGGCCAGGUCUACAGAUGAAAAAUCUGAGAGAAUCCAUCGAACAUCAGCUGAUGUAUCUGAAGCGUUUGCGAAAUCACAGCAAGAGACAUCAGAAGCACUCACAAAGUCUGUGGAGGAAUCUUGUGAUAGUUCAUCGGAGGACAAGUCUGAAAAGGUCCGUCGCGUAGCCACAGAGGUGUCCGAGGCGUUCUCAAAGUCUCUGGUGGAAGGAUCUGAAAAGACGAGCACCACUUCCGAGGAAAUGGUGGAGGUUGUAUCCGGGAUCUUAGAGGGUCGGUCAGAAACAUUAAAUCGGACCUCUACCGAGUCUUCAGAAGUAUUAGCCAGGUCAUCUUCCGAAACAUCUGAGAGCAGGUCGCUGGAGGAGACCUCUGAAAGCUGGCUGUCGUCGGCCGAUGCAGCCGCCGGCCUCACGGCGGCCAGUCGGCUGACUGAGCGGACCUUGUCGCGUUCGUCUGACUCCCGCGCCGAGUCUUCCCUGGUCUCCAGUCGCGAGUCGGUAGUCACUGUUGUGGAUCGUCGACAGUCCUCAGAAUCGCCAUCUCAUCAGAGGCCCUCGUCACCCGAAAAGUUAAGCCACACCGGCCCCUCCCAGGAGAUGCCGGAGGACAAGGACUUGGCUUCUGAGCCGGUGCCAUCGCCGGAGCGAGGUGACGAGACUCCAGCCGUUCCGUCAUGUCGUCAGAAAAGCUCCGACGAGGAGCAGUGGCCGCUGCGAUCCACGAGUUUCGAGUCUGGCGUGGUGAUGCGGCAGCGCUCGGCCUCCAGUCGGCCUGACAGCGAGCUGCGUCGGUCGGCGGCUGACUCGCCGAGUUCUGGCGACAGCAGGUACCAGACGGCUGCCGAAGGGCUAUCGGACAGCAGUCGCGCCACCUCCCGUCCGACGAGCUCCGAGGUGGAGCUGCUCGGCGGCACGCACACGGGCACGCCCUCUGAGUACGAGACGGCGCUGUCGGCGACCACCGGCUCGUCGCAGGACUACUACACCGCCAAGACGUCUCUCAGCUGGCCAGGCCGGUCGCUGGACUCGUCAGAGAGCAGCGGUCACCUGGCCAGUGUGGAGGUCAGUGAGCCCUCCGAGACGCUGAUGACUUCUGCCGUCGAGCUGGACCGCGAGUCGACCCCCACGGGCCACCCGGCCGAGGAAGAAGAGCCCAAGGCGGCUGGGCAUGAUGAGGACGAUGGUGAUGAUGCGAAGGCGGAAGGAGCAGAUCAGUCGCAGGAGGAGAGCGGCGAAUCCACUCCAGAGGAACAGGAGGAGGCUCGUGCGGAGGCGGAACAAUUCGAAGGUGACGACCUAUUUGUGGAACCGAACAUGAAACGCUCAGCUGAGAUGGUGUUCGGGCCGCCAGGUCAGGGCGCUGACGUCAUUCAGGGUCAUGUGUUCGGGGAAAAGGAACGCGACAAUGACCGAGUUGUAUCACCGGAGCCAGCCAUGGAGUCGGUGAGCGAGCCGGUCGAGCCCACGAAGAUCAUGCAGGAAUCGAUCGACAGCGCGUCGGAGACGAGCCGGCUGACCGGCGCCGAGCAGCCGUCGGCCACUGAGUCGCAGAGAGCGGCCAUCAAGGAGACGUGGCGCACAGAGUCGGAGCGCAUGGACCUGUCGAGCGCCUCAGAGCAGCUCAGCACCAUGACGUGCUCGCUCAUGUCCGAGAGCUGCCUGUCGGAGACGCUGUGCCAGGAUGAGCCGUCCGGGCCGCCGCCGCUGCCGCUGCCGCGCGACAGGAUCCUGGAGCAGGACGACACCGGCUCGCAGCUCUCCGAGACAGACACGGAGGAAGUGGCCGAGACGCUGCAGCCGUCGCCGCCGCCGCUGGCCGUCGCUCCGCCGGCCGAGCGCGUGCUGCGGAGAGCGCUGUCAGAGUCGGCGACCAGCAGCGCCGUCGGGGAGCGUCUGCGCGCCCAGCUGCUGGAGAAGGGUCUGUCAGAGGAGCGUGCUGAGUGGGAGAUCCAGCAGAUCAUGACGCAGCCCUCCGACCCGAGCAUCGCGCCUAGCCUGGAGCGUCCCGACAGUCCCGAGCCGAUGGCGGACUACCCGACACGCAUGCCGUCCGAGACGCCGGUGACGCCGGAGUUUUCGCCCGAGUGUCGCCCCAGCCCGCAGCCGGCAGCGGCGCCGACCAUCUCGGUCACAGAGGCUCCCGAGUCCGCAGCGCAAGAGGAGGCGGAGGCCUCGCCGCAGCAGGUGUCGCCCCCGUCAGACAAGUCGCCGACCUCCUCUGAGAAGUCGUCAUCUGACGAAGGACGUGAAUAUGUGCUGGAUGAGCAGCCGGAGUUUGCUCCCGCAAUUCCUACACGCGUUCAUGAGACGAUCCCCGAAGAAGAGGAGGACAGCGGGGAUAGUAAUGGACGGAAAGGUGAUUCGGUGGCGUCCAGUGUCGGUGCCGCCGCUCCGCCCGCCCCCACGGACCUCUCGCCGGAUGAGUUUAUCCUUGUGGAGGGCGGUGGACGACUGGACUCGAUCGUGUCGCCGCCGCCCACCGUGACGCCUCUGUCCCGUGUCCGCUACUUCCCCGAGGAGGUGCAGAAGAUCACCGAGGACACGGUGUCUCCCACUGAUGAGGAUAUCGACGUCAGCGAGCAAAAACGCUGGGCCGAGCAGCAGUUUGAGAGUGCGCGCGGUGCUACCGGCACUGACUACCAGGCGGAAGAGCUGUUUACCAAACAUCUGGAGGACAUCAUUGAGGAAGAGCGGGAAGAGGUGCUAAGUAACCGAGAGCUGGAGCGGCUGAAGGAGUCGCUGAGCUCCACGCCCGAGCUGGAGAUGGUCGCGCGGGGACGACUCGUGUCUCGCAGUGGUGAGAGCGAUGACGUUUCCCUGAGCUCGCUCCAAGAGUUCGAGCGCCUUGAACUGCUGAUGGCCCAGCGCGGGUCGCAGGACUCGCUCGGGUCUUCAACCAACAACAACAGUGGCAGCGGCAGCGGCAGCGGCAACGGCAACGGAGUCGCCCGCCGAAACGGCAGUCCCCGGGCCGGCAGCUCCCAGGGAGAUGAUGUUUCCGUCAACUCGCUGCAGGAGUUUGAAGGUCUAGAGCGUCAGUGUCAGCUGGCCCAGCAGAUCGAAGCCCGCGCCGAGCAGGCUGAGCGCCUACUGUCCGAAAUUGAGGAGGGUCACGAGAGUCAGAUGUCGGAGAGUGACAGCUGCGAGACCGUCUCCCGCGCCAGCGAGCGGGCUGCCGAGCGCGACGACCAGCUGUUUGAGAUCGACGAGAUCAUCCGGCAGGCGCAGAGCAACGUGGAGCGUCUGCACGCCGAGGACGAGCUCAUGUCCGACAGCCUGCGCCUGGAGGACAUUGUCGACAUGACCGAGUCGAGCCUGGUGGUGGACACGCCGCCCGGAGAGCGCGAGGACGACUCGCCGGCCUCGCAGCAGCGCGCCGGCGAGCCGGUCGACUCGCCGCUCCGCCGGCGCCUCCUGAGCGAGGCGGCCGGCGCCGGAGCGUCCGGCAGCGCUGACUCCUUGGAGCGCGCCCCGCGCCCCGGCGCCAUCUCAGCCGACUCGAUAGAGGCCGCCAGAGUGAUGACUGACUCGAUCGAGGAGCCGCGCCAAAUGACUGACUCGAUCGAGGAGCAGCGGCAGAUGACUGACUCGAUUGAAGAGCAGCGCCGGAUGACCGACUCGAUUGAAGAGCAGCGCCGGAUGACCGACUCGGUGGAGGGCCGCCCGGAGAACCGGCCCGCCGCCGAGGCCGAGCCGGACGCGCCGCCGCAGCAGAUGACGGACUCCCUAGAGCUGUCCUCGGCAGCCGGCGGGCCGUGGUCGGACCCGGCGGGCGCCGCGGCCGCGCUGCCCGGGGACGUGCCCAGCGGCUCGGCCGCCGCCCGCGACGCGCUACUCUGCUCGUUCGACUCGGUGUCGAGCUCGCAGGCGACCAACGCCACCUACCAGUGCGAGUCCGACUCGCUGAUGUCCUCCAGCAUGGCCUCCACCAUGUCGGCCACCAUCAUGGGUUCCAACGAGACGCUAGGCCCGGAGGCGGACCUGGACGGAGCCGCCGCCGGCCCGUCGGUCAGCUCGCGCACCUUCCAGACGCCGGGUCGCGUCUCUGAGGGCGAGUGGUCCACGGACGAGCCGGGCUUUGACCGCGUCCGCUACCGGUCGGUGCAGAUGCCCGGAGAGGGCCGGCAGACGACCUUCAGCGGACCCGGCGCCGCCGCCGCCGCCCAGGCGUUCGCGCUGGAAAUGCAGCCCGGCGAGGACCUGGUCGAGAGCCAGGUCACUGACGAGCACGGCAAUGUGCACGUGCAGCGCGUGCUGCGCCGGCGCGUGGUGGUGGAGGCGGGCGCGCAGCCGGUGCCGGCCGAGCAGCUGGAGGCGCUGCUGGCCGGGGCCGACCCCGGACCAAUGGAGGAGACCGAGGAGGUGGAGGACGACGGACACGGCCAUGUGCGCCGCGUGCUGGUGCGCCGGCAGUGUGUGACGGUGACGCGGACCGGGGGACAGACGACCGCCGGGGGCCCGACCACCCAGCAGACCACCGUGACCUUCUCCUGCCCGCCGGCCCCCUCGCCUCCGCCCUCCGCGCCGCGGCGCGCCGCUCACAUGGACACAGAGGACAGUUCGCGGGGGACAGCGGAGCCUCGGCAGGGUACUGAGCGAGGCGACCCAGCGGAGUCACCAGCAAUGUUUUCAGAGCUCGUCGAGGGCACCUCAGGCCAGGGACCCACACUCAGAAGAAUGGUCCGCACGGAGACCCGCACUCAGACGACUUUUGACGACGAGGGACGGCCGGUGACGCGCACCGUCACCGAGCGCAUCACCACCGACGCUGACGGCACCGAGUCACGAGAGAUAGUCGAGACCGAGGACUGAGCGCCGCGCGCCGCCACCGCCACCUGGCGGCGACCGGCGGCCGCGACUGAGCUGCCACCUGGCGGUGACCGGUGGCCGCGAUAGAGGACAGUGACCCAAUCGCCAGUACUGAUGCGGAGCACGGACUCGACUUUUACCGAUACUAGUUUGAUUGAUGCGCGGCAGACGGAGAGCGAGCGAGUGUGCCGUGCGAACGGGAGUGGGGCAGGGCGCCGCGCGCGCCACCUGCCGCCGCCACCACGAACUGGAGCCUGCGGCGGCCGCCGCCAGAGCCGCCGCAGCGCGCGCGCGCAUUCACCGAGGACGAGGGAGGCCUGCCCACCUGCGGAGCGCGCUUGUGUUGGCGCUGCGCCGCGCUGCUGUGUUUGUGUAUGGGCCGUUGUUGCGUUGGGGAGAGCCGGUCGGCGCCGCCGCCGCGCCGCCCCGUUCCACAUCCGGAGUGCAAAUUGCCCCUUGCACACCGCGGAGCGACGCGCCCGGCGGCGCCGGCCCGCCCAGCCCCGGGCUUUGCUUGGGAUCGGGGCUUCUAGACUACCCACCAAGCACUGCCGUUGUUGCCGAUCAAAACUGCAGUACCAUCAUCCUCUUUUCCGCCCGCGCGCGCCAGCUAUAUGCGAUUGUCUCUCCCCUACUCUAUUUGUCCGAAUGCUACAUUGUCUAGUCAAGGGUAGCCCGACGAAUGCUUGGUGAAAAUGACGCGCGAACUUGAAAUCCGGUGGUCCCCUUGUUAUUUUUCAUAUGGAUUGCGGUUGAAACGGUGGUGGAUAUGCGUGGACGCUAAAUUGGCCUUUCUGUACCGUGUACGCAAUGUGCUCUGCUGGCCAGAAUGGCGUGCGCCGGCCACGCAACCUGCUUUGGGCUUUGAGUACGUGUCUGAGUUGUUACAUUGCACGCGGGCGCCGGUGCCGUCACUGUCCGGCGCCAGUGUAGAUAUACCUACCGGUAUGAGUGGCGCUCGGCCAGGGCCACCCGUGGCGCCGAGCGAACAGAGGGCGGCAGCUGCGGCGGCCGGCCGCUGCAGGGGUGGCCGGCCCGCCUCACAGGGCCCGAGACAGGGCGGCCACCCCGCCGGCGGCCGGCCGCCUGGGGUGUCUCCGAAGCGUGCGUAUUAUGCCAAUAAAAUAAUAAAAAAUA